CCUCAAACCGCCUGGGGUGCCGUCGUCAGAAAACUUUUUCAAAGGCUAUGAAAUAGAAACACAAACACUCCGUAACGUGGCGGACGCUCGGCGUUGUCGCGAGCUGCCUGCAAGGGGGCGGAACCGGAGAGAAACGACGGGUCGAUUUCUUUCUUCCCAUGAAGGCAAAAUCAGUCGAAGAUGGUAAGCAGAGCACGGCUGCAUCAGGACAGCAUUAUAGCCAUUUCACAACGGAGCAUACUACCCCUACACUGGUGACACCCAGGGGACCCAUUCAUCAGCGGGGAUCCCAUCUCUCCUGAAUUCCCCGCUCAGCCAGCCCUCUGUAAACGGCCACUCUGUACCUGCACCCAGCAUGACUCCAUCCAGCGGAGCCUCCACCGUCCUCCCUUUCAAGUUCCGCCUGCGCAGGGAGAGUGUGGAUUGGCGGCGCAUCAACGCAGUGGACAUAGACCUUGUUGUGAGCCAGCUGGAUGUGGACGCCCUUCAGGAGCACAUCAGCAGCGUCACCUUCUGCAGCCUGGAUGGGGAGCGAUGUCAGCGGUGCCAAAGCCCCGUGGAUCCAGCUCUGAUCAAGCUCCUGCGGCUGGCCCAGCUCACAGUGGAGUGGCUCCUCCACUGCCAGGAAUUUCUCACCCUCAACCUGCAAGCAGCGGAGGACAGGCUGGCAAACGCCGGCAAUCAGCGCGAGCAGCUGCUGGCUCAGCAGAAGAAGCUGGAGGAGAAGGUGAAGACGCUGACCAACGAGCUCAAGGAGAGGAAGAAGAUUAUUCGCACCCAGCAGUCCAUGCUCGCACCACGGAUCAUCAGCAGCCAGAAGUGUCCGCAUUGUGAUAAAUCCUUCCUCAAUUCCACGUUUCUCCAGAAUCACAUGCAGCGCCGCCACCCUGACGAGUACGAGUUCGAGUUGCGGUCUGACAGUGAGAAGAAAUCUCAGAUUGAAAAUCUCAAAUCUGAGAUCAGCAGUCUGAAGGAGCAGAUUGUUCAGCAGCAGCAGGACCUGCAGGCCAAAACAACUCAGGAAAAGGAGCAGCAAUCCAUGUACAGAGACCAGCAGAGAGAACUGGAGCGCUUUAAGGCCGAGGAGAUGGCGCGCAUGGACAGAAAGAUAGAAUUUCUUUACACCCGAAAUAUUCAAGCUCUCAAUGAAGCAAAUCAGAAUCAGACAGCCAGGCAGGAAAAAACAGCUAGCCCUGUUCACUCGCAGCCAGAGAGAGAUCUGGACAACUACAAAGAGAUGCAGGUCCAAGCCAUGCAAAAGCUGGAGCACCAAAUGAGGAAACAGGAUAAAAAGUGGGAAUCCAGGCUGCAGGAAAUAAAGGCCCAACAUGAGUCUGAAAAGAACCAGUUGCUGAACGAGCUGAGCAGUAUGCAAUCGACUGUGUCCGAGCAGCAGGGGAGCAUCCAGAGGCUGCAUGAGAUGGGGAGGAGGCAGCAGGAGAUGGGGAGGAGGCUGCAGGAGAAGGAGCAAAUCAUCAAGGCUCAAAGGGAGCAGAUAAGGAAUCUUUCCUCCAAUCCACCCACAAAAAUAGUGGAAGUGCCAGUGAUUAUCAGCGCACAAGCUCCAGAGCCAAAACCAAAAAGAGUGGUACUUGAGGAGCCAGUCUCUGCUCUAAAGCUGGACCCUAUACAGGAGCUGUCAGAGGAGGAGAAAGACUCGAGCAGCUUCUCAGAGAAAAGGCCGGUGGAGAAGAAGCCUGAGCCUGCACCGGAGAGGAAACCGAGGGGGACCAGCAGCGCUCUGAAGAAGAACCCCAACAUCAAGAAAGAGAUGCGGCCCGAUCUGGAGCAAGCUCUUAUUGACAAGCUGGAGAACCUGGGAGUCAAGCCUGAUCAGAGUGGUCUGAAGGACAGAGAGCUCACUUCCAUCCUGGCCAAGGUGAAUUCAAAGCGGGAGAGCGUUGCAAGGGGGUUGCCUGACUACUGGCGCCAUCGGGAAGAGAUCGCCAGCACUGUGGAGAAGAAGCUGGGACGGCAGAGGAGAGGCAGCGACCCUGCUCCUGAGUCACAAGCCAGAUCCAGAUCAGUUCAAGUGUUGCAGAUCCGUCCUCGCUCCGGCAGCCUGCCCUCCAGGGCCACCCAGGUGAUGUCUGGACCCGCUGUCAAACAGUCCAAGACCCCUCAGCCGGCACCAAGGACAAAGACCAACACCCAACCCAAGACGUCUACACCCAACACCAAGACCGCUCUGAGGACCUUCACAGCCAAGACCCCUCCUUUCAGUUCAGAUGAGGAAUCUGACGAAGAGGACACAGAUAUGGAGGAAGAACAGCCCCCGAAACACCAGAGGGGCAAAUCACCACAGCCCAGACUGAACCAGGUCCAAAUCAGAUCAAGCAAACCCAGUCCGGUCCAGUCCAAGCAGGCUCCAGCCAGGCACUCAUCCUCCUCCAACUCCCAGCAGGUCAGGGGGUCAGUUGGCGGCGUGACCAAGACAGCAGUCACAAAGAUCGACAGUGAUGAGGACGACGAGUGGUCCGAGGUCAGCGAGCUGCAGGAGAUCGACCCAAAACGUCUCCAGAGUCACAAAGACCAGAACGGCAACUUGGAGAAGAAAAGCUUUGGCAAAGAGAACAGAAUCAAUGACCUGGCCAGAAAAAUGGAGAAGCAGUUUACAGAGAGAGUGUCAAAGAAACCAGCAGGGGGCGUCAGCAUCCUACCAGAGAGGAAGGACGAGGUUCAGGAGCUCACGUACACGGAUCUCGAGGAGAGCAGCGAGUGGGUCGUCUCCUCCUUGGAGGACAAACAGGAAAUGUCUAAAGCGCCUAAGGGCUCUGGACCAAUGAAAAAGAGCCUGGACUCCCCCAGCACCAGCGUCUGGGGAACCUCCACAGGAAAGGGUCCCAAAUCUGGUCUGACUGAAGCUGGAACAGGAAGCACCCUGAAGAGCAGCCUGUGCUCCCUCAGUGACAUCAGUGACUCUGAGGAUAUUAGCAAUAAGUACAAUAAACUCUACAGCUGAUCAGGUGAUGUAGCUCUACGCCAAACACAGACACUGAGACCUCAGUCAACUCCUCUGACUCCUGCAGUCCAUGCCGAAUAGCCAUAUUUUAUACUGAUAACACACGGACGCUGUAAGACAGAGAGGGCAAUAAUUCUUAAAGGGUAACUAUUUCAGCCUGGACCAUAUUUUCCCAUGUUUUAGUGCCACUGACUAGCAGAACUUUUGUAAUUGGUCCAGUAUUGGAGAGCACAAAAAAUGUUCUCUCAUCAUUCGCAUGAAAACAGAAAUAUGGUUAAAUAGGGUCCAUAUUGAAAAUGACCAAAGUGACCUUGUAACAAAGAGAUUCAGAUGUGUUUUUAGAAGAAAUACCGUAUCAUAAAUAUGAUAGAGAUUACUGAGAUUAGAGCUUGGACUGACUUUUUAUUUCACCCUAUGCCUUGUGCCAAUCCUCUGCUUGCCUUAGACCUUUCCAGUGUUUACUUUUAGAUAGACUCGUCAUUUGGUUUACUCGAUAAAAUAUAACCCGCGCUCCAAAUGAGAUGCUGUAUGUAGUUUGUGUAAAAUUUUGUACAUCAAAUUUUAUAACGCCUUCAUGUGCUAAUUGGGCGAAAUGAGAUGUGAUUUUAUAUAGAAAAUAUUUAUACA
Plectropomus leopardus (leopard coralgrouper) is the source of this 3589-nucleotide messenger RNA. Lineage: Eukaryota; Metazoa; Chordata; Actinopteri; Perciformes; Serranidae. The record is from RefSeq and is a predicted model, not a curated record.